AUUUACUUCAGAGCGAUGGAUCGAGGCAAAACUAUUAUUUCUAGUGUACAGCAUACAAUCUACUAGUUUACAGGUAUGGUCAAGCGCAUCUUGAACGUCGUCACCAACGUCGGGCACUACGACGACCCGUCCCAUCCAACCGGUUUGUGGUUAUCCGAGCUCACGCACGCCUGGCACGUCUUUGAGGAGCAUGGGUUCGAGCAGACCAUCGUUAGUCCGGCGGGUGGCCCCUGUCCUCUGGAGCCGCGGUCGCUGAAGUUCCCCAACUACGACAAGACUGCGAAAGCGUGGCACGCUGAUCCGGCACGGAUGGCACUGCUGGAGAACACCGCCCGACCCGACCAGAUCAAUUCGGCGGACUUUGACGCUAUCUACUUCACUGGCGGACAUGCGGUGAUGUACGACUUCCCAGUCAGUCAGGGCCUGCAGCGCAUCACACGAGAGAUUUACGAACGGGGUGGCAUCGUCUCCUCGGUCUGCCACGGCUACUGUGGAUUACUCAACACGGAGCGCUCUGAUGGUACCUACCUAGUCUCCGGACACGAGAUGACCGGGUUCUCCUGGUUCGAGGAAGUGCUUGCCCGUGUAGACAAAUUUGUGCCUUACAACGCCGAGGAAGAGCUGAAGAAGCGUGGCGCCCACUACAAGAAGGCCACACUGCCGUUUGUCUCCUACACCGUCGUCGACGGCAAUCUGGUGACUGGGCAGAACCCCAGCUCGGCUACUGAGACUGCGAAAAAGGUCGUCGCCGCCCUUAACCACUCGUGAGCGCCCGUCUUGUAGCCGGAUAGCACGAGCCCUAGGGAUCUCCAGAGAUGGAAAGCAAAGAGGGGAUGAUAGUUGGAG
This is a messenger RNA of Aspergillus caelatus, 846 nucleotides long. Its product is annotated as type 1 glutamine amidotransferase domain-containing protein. The transcript has a single exon. The record is from RefSeq and is a predicted model, not a curated record. Lineage: Eukaryota; Fungi; Ascomycota; Eurotiomycetes; Eurotiales; Aspergillaceae. The coding region runs from base 76 to 768 and encodes 230 amino acids.